Molecule: messenger RNA, 3795 nt
Organism: Notechis scutatus (mainland tiger snake)
Lineage: Eukaryota; Metazoa; Chordata; Lepidosauria; Squamata; Elapidae
Gene: ITGAL
Product: integrin subunit alpha L
Biological process (GO): cell adhesion mediated by integrin; cell-cell adhesion; integrin-mediated signaling pathway
Cellular component (GO): integrin complex; external side of plasma membrane
Molecular function (GO): integrin binding
Source: RefSeq, a predicted model, not a curated record
GGAGUUGAGCAUCGGUGGCUUUGGGAGGAGAACGGCGUAUCAAACUAGUGACCUGGUGGUGUGCGCUUCUGGGCAUGCACUCUGGAAAGUGAUAUCUCGCACCUGUUUUUCACCAUUUCACCAUGACUGGUUUAGUGCUUCCACGCGGUUUAUUCACCCUGCUGCUUGGACUCUGUCUGCGAGGCCCCUCACAAUCUUUGGGAUACAAUAUCGAUCCUUCUCCAGCCAUUCUCUUCUCAUCGAACCACAGCAAGCACUUUGGCUAUCAGGUUCUCCAAUUUGGAAAAGGCUCUGAAGCAAGGGUCAUUGUGGGAGCCCCCGGAGAGCAGAACUCUACAGGCAAAGUAUACCAGUGUAAUUUGAAGAGCCAAGACUGUGAGGACAUUCCACUUGAGGAGAACUCUCCAGUACCCCAUCUUGGCAUGACCCUGGCAAGCAAUAUGCAGGGAAACAAAAUGAUUACAUGUGGGCCAGGCAUUGAACAACACUGUGACAAAAAUCUUUAUGUAAGUGGAAUCUGCUACCUGUUUGCUACCAAACUGCACAACCCCAAGAACAUAACAACUGGAUAUCAAAAGUGCCUGAAAGGAAAAGUGGACCUGGUGUUUCUUUUUGACGGGUCAGCAAGCAUGAAAACAUCUGAAUUCAUGACUAUUAAGGAGUUCAUGAUUGACGUCAUGAAAGAAUUGUGGAAUAGUUCUGUACAUUUUGCUGCUGUGCAGUUUUCAGAAGAUGCCAAACUCGAAUUUGAUUUUAACAACUACACCAGUGACCCAAAUCCUGAAAAGCUCUUGGCCAAUGUAGUUCAUGCUGAGCAAAUAACAAACACCUUCAAAGCUAUCAAAUUUGUGGCAAAUGAAGUCUUCAUUCCCGAACGUGGCACCCGAAAAGAAGCAAACAAAGUGAUUGUCAUUAUCACGGAUGGGGACGCCUCAGACAGGGACAGGGGACAUAUAGAAGCUGUCAAGAAAAAGAACAUUUUGCGCCUAAUCAUUGGGAUUGGUAAUCACCUUAAUGCACCUGAGUCCCAAAAGAAUCUCAAACUGAUUGCCUCAGAACCCAAAAGUCAAUUUUUUAAAAUUCUUGCCAGCUUUGAUCAGCUCAAAGACAGUUUCAAUGAUCUCCAGUCUAAUAUCUUUGCCAUUGAAGGCACCAGUGACAGCAGAUCCUUCCACCUGGAAUUGUCAUCCAGCGGAUUCAGUGCAGAUAUAUCCCAGGGUCGGGUGAUUCUUGGUGCUGUGGGUGCUGACAACUGGGCCGGGGGCAUUCUGGAGCAGCAGAAGGAUUUUGCUGGUGAAAGAUUCAUCACAACUCCCUCAGUCCGGAAAGAGAUGGAAGGGGCCUACUUGGGGUACACACUAAGUUUUCUCCAGCAUCAUCAGAAAGUGUUCUACGCCGUUGGUGCCCCUCGAUACCAACAUAUUGGAAGGGUCCUCAUAUUUGAGGUUGAUGCCAAAACUGAGAACUGGACAUUAAAGCAAGAAAUUAAAGGGCAACAGACUGGCUCCUACUUUGGAGGGGUGCUUUGUGCCGUGGACAUAGAGGGUGACCAGGAAACAGACCUGCUGCUUAUUGGAGCCCAGCAAUAUUUCACUGAAACAAGAGGAGGCCGGGUUUAUGCGUAUGGCUGGAAAGGGGAUAAUCUCAUUCUCCUUGGAGAAUUUAAUGGGGAUUUAGGAUACCCCUUGGGCAGAUUUGGAGCAGCCAUCACAGAUCUGGCAGACGUCAAUGGAGACAGACAGACAGACGUGGCUAUAGGAGCUCCCUUAGAGGAUGAAGAGAGGGGAGCGGUCUACAUCUACAACAGCCACGAGAAGACUCUGCUUAUGGAGUAUAGCCAGAGAAUUACUGGAGCCAGCAUUUCUCCUGGUCUGAGAUAUUUUGGACAGUCCAUCCAUGGAAAGACAGACCUCAGUGGAGAUGGCCUCACCAGCAUAGCAGUAGGAGCCUUGGGAAAGGUGAUGGUGCUCCAAUCUAGACCAAUUGUUAACGUGGCCACACGAGUGACUUUUGAGCCCAAGGAAAUUCCCGUGAAAGAUGUUGAGUGCACCGGGCCCAGCAAACCCUGGCAAAAUAUAAAUUUGAAAUUCAGGAUCUGCUUCGAUAACACCUUUGCCACGGAAAGUUACACAGGACACCUGUCUGUGAAACUCUUGUUCCGCUUGGAGAUUGACCCAGACAGGGUGAAGUACCGAGGAGAAUUUAGGAAUGGCAAGAAUAUUCUAAACGGAGCCAAAGAAAUCUCUCUAAAGCCAGUAUGUGUAUUGGAGGAGAUUAAUAUCACGAACUGCAUUGAGGAUUACUUGUCACCCAUUAAAGUCCUUGUGAAUUUGUCCCUUGAGGAAGACAGUGCGCUAAAGAGUGGACCUCCCAGGCCUUUUCUGAACCCUUUAAGCAAUAGGACAAUGGUGGAGAUUCCUUUUGACAAGAACUGUGGAACAGAUGAAGUGUGUGUAGCUGACCUGAAAAUUACUUUCCAUUCUUCAGGGUCCAAGGAACUGGUUGUAUCUCCUCAACAUCCACUUGAAAUGAAUUUGGAACUGGUAAAUCAGCGGGAAGAUGCCUAUUUUACAAUGCUCUACGUGCCCCUGUUGCCAGGCCUUUCUUUCCGCAAACAUUCAGUGCUGAAAUUCAAUGCUGUGGUCAUCCUGCAAUGUGAUGCAAUGCUUCGUCGUCAGGACUUUCAAGGCCUUGCUUGCAAUGUCAGCCACCCCAUCUACAGGAAUAGCACAAAAGCUUUGAUUCAGCUUCAGUUUGGUGUGCUCAGAAAUGUUGCCUGGAAAGAAACCUUGGAGAUGAUGGCGUAUGUCACCAGUGAGAAUGAGGAGAAUGAAACUCUUCAAAACAACAGAGCUCUUCAUAGCAUCCCUGUGAAGUACCCCAUCAACAUCAUUGUCAAGGGGUUGGGAACGUCUAUCCAAUACGUUGACUUCAGUUCUAAAAUGCAAGAAAACAAGACCGUGACACACUCCUACCAAGUAACUAACUGGGCCUUGGGGCCGUUCCCACCACCGACAAUAUUGGUAUAUGUCAAAGUGCCAAUUAAAGUUCCUGCUGGACUGAUAUGGAAGAUUGAUAAAGUCCUAACUGCGGAUCCUAAUGUGAAUUGCCAGCCUGAUGAUCAUAACAAGACCACAAGGAAUUAUCCCAUGUUAAUUAAGCACUGGGAAGUUGAUGAAUAUCUUAUCUACAAAUGUGAUCUUGGACAGAUAAAUUCCUCUACGAUCAAUGUUACUGGGAUGAUGUCUACACAAAGCAAACCAGAGCACUCUCUUCAGACCCAGCUUCGCACAGCCUUGUGGGUUGAAUUUGAUACCAGAAGAUACAAAAAUAUCUACAGUCAUGAAUUUGCUCAGGUUCAGGUCACAGAAAUAGAGGUGAUAAUUAUGAUGAAUUAUCUCCCAAUUAUAAUAGGCAGCGCCAUUGGAGGCUUGUGCUUGCUUAUUCUCUGCAUUAUAGUACUUUACAAGUGUGGAUUCUUCAAACGGAAUUAUAAACAGAAGAUAGAACUUGAAGAACAUGAGAAUGCUGUACAAGCAGCUGACAAUCUAGAAGAUGGUGCAGAGAAAGAAGGUGCUAAGACCGAGAAAGAGAACCCAAGCAAACUCCUUACAGAACCAUUGAAUUCAGAAAAUGAGACCCAAUGAUCGAAUAAUGUUUCUCUCCAGAGACUAUAGCUAUUUGUUAUUAAAUGUUCAGUGUGUGCGGAGGAGGAGUAUUGGGGGGGGGGGGGCGGGGGGAAGUGGGAGCCAGGUGACUGUGAUGCUGGUAAUGAAGACUUCCUUUUUCCUUUCA